Molecule: messenger RNA, 3324 nt
Organism: Copidosoma floridanum
Lineage: Eukaryota; Metazoa; Arthropoda; Insecta; Hymenoptera; Encyrtidae
Gene: Top3beta
Product: DNA topoisomerase 3-beta
Biological process (GO): DNA topological change; DNA repair; DNA recombination
Cellular component (GO): nucleus
Molecular function (GO): DNA binding; DNA topoisomerase type I (single strand cut, ATP-independent) activity
Source: RefSeq, a predicted model, not a curated record
UCGAGUGAACAACUAUGUGACGUUAAUAGAAAGUUUUACCUUAGUUUUUCUAUUGAACCGUAUUGUUUAGUGUUGAAAAAAUUUCGUCAAAAUGAAGACAGCAUUUAUGGUAGCCGAAAAACCAUCUCUGGCCGCGUCUCUCGCCAAUAUUUUAAGCAAUGGAAGAUGCACCACUCGAAAAGGUUCAAAUGGCUCGUGCUCUGUCCAUGAGUGGAUGGGUCAGUUCAGAGGUGAAAAUGUUAAUUUUAAAAUGACCUCCGUUUGUGGGCACGUUAUGAGCUUGGAUUUCAUUGGAAAAUACAACAAUUGGGACAAAGUUGAUCCAGCAGAGCUCUUUACUUGUCCUACGGAAAAAAAAGAAGCAGUUCCAAAACUCAAAAUACCCAAUUUCCUUUUGAAAGAAGGUGGAAAUUGUGAUUAUUUAAUAUUAUGGUUGGAUUGCGAUAAGGAGGGUGAAAAUAUUUGUUUCGAGGUGAUUCAAGCUGUUCAGCAGGGCAACAGGAGAUUGAACCCAGAUGACAUCUGGAGAGCUAAGUUUUCUGCAAUCACUGAUAAAGACAUUAAAGCUGCAAUGGCUAAUCUUGCCAAGCCGAAUGAAAAUGAGGCCAAAAGUGUUGAUGCUAGGCAAGAGCUUGAUCUGCGCAUCGGAUGUGCAUUUACAAGAUUCCAAACCAAGUUUUUUCAAGGAAAAUACGGCGAUUUAGAUGCUUCAUUAAUUUCCUAUGGACCAUGCCAAACUCCUACAUUAGGAUUUUGUGUUCAGAGGCAUGAUGAAAUUCAAACAUUUAAACCAGACCCAUAUUGGGUACUUCAGGUUACAGUCAAGUCCUCAGAUGGAUUGGACAUAGUUUUAAGUUGGUCUAGAGUUAGAUCCUUUGAUAAAGAAGUAGCUAAUAUAUUUCUCAGUAUAGUAAAAGAAUUCGAUCAGGCAACGGUUUUAAGCAUUCAAAGUACCGAAAAAUCAAAGUCAAGACCCAUAGCUUUGAAUACUGUCGAGCUAAUGCGAGUUGCUAGCUCUGGAUUGGGUAUGGGGCCACAUCACGCUAUGCAAAUUGCGGAACGUCUUUACACUCAGGGAUACAUAAGUUAUCCUCGAACUGAAACUACGUCCUACCCAGAAAACUUCGAUUUACUAUCGACCUUGAGGCAGCAGCAAAACAGCUCAGACUGGGGAGACGAAGUUAGAAAAGUUUUGAGUAAUGGUAUUAAUAAACCGAAAAAAGGUCACGAUGCUGGAGACCAUCCUCCCAUAACACCCAUGAAAUCAGCUAGCAGAAACGAAUUGGAUGGAGAUUCUUGGAGGCUCUAUGACUACAUAACGAGGCACUUUAUUGCAACUGUGUCACGAGACUGCAAGUACCUUAGCACCACCAUUAGCAUUGAAAUUGGAUCAGAAAUAUUUACAGUCACAGGACAUUCAUUAAUUGACCCUGGAUACACUAGUUUGUUAACUUGGCAAGCUUUGAGCAACAACGAAUCGAUCCCUAGAUUCCAAAUCGGCGAAAAAGUUAAAAUCGUCGAAGCGAAACUAAAUGAGUGUUUCACCCAACCCCCGGACUACCUAACCGAAUCAGAAUUAAUUACGCUUAUGGAGAAACACGGUAUUGGAACCGAUGCGUCUAUACCCGUUCACAUAAACAACAUCUGCAUAAGAAAUUACGUAAAUGUAGCAUCGGGCAGAAAACUCGUGCCUACGUCGCUCGGCAUCGUUUUAGUUCACGGAUACCAAAAAAUCGACCCAGAAUUAGUUUUGCCAACAAUGCGUUCUGCGGUGGAGGAACAAUUGAAUCUCAUAGCAGUCGGUCGCGUCGAUUUCCAUCCAGUGUUGCAGCACACGGUCGAAAUCUUCAAGCAAAAAUUCCACUACUUUGUCCAAAGCAUCGACGCAAUGGACCAACUAUUCGAGGUCUCCUUUUCCCCGCUCUCCGCGUCCGGAAAGUCACACUCAAGGUGCGGCAAAUGUCGGCGCUACAUGAAAUACAUACAGACCAAGCCAUCCCGAUUGCACUGCGCCCACUGCAACGAAACGUACAAUCUGCCGCAGAACGGCAACAUUCGCAUUUAUAAGGAACUCAAGUGCCCUUUGGACGAUUUUGAACUGCUCUCCUGGUCUACGGGAACGCGUGGCAAAAGCUACACCUUCUGCCCAUACUGCUUCAACAAUCCACCGUUCAGAGAUAUGAAGAAGGGUUCGACCGGCUGCAACGCUUGCACGCAUCCUACCUGCCCGCACGGACUGAACUCGAAUGGCCUGUCAAGCUGUUUGGAGUGCGACAGUGGCAUCCUAGUGUUGGACCCUUCGGCCGCUCCGAAAUGGAAACUCGUGUGUAACAAGUGCGACGUGAUUAUCCAUCUGUUUGAAGGCGCGCAUAAAGUCAUGGUGUUGGCGGACGACGUUUGCGAUUGCGGAGCUCAACUAGUCACUGUCGAGUACAAGCAGGAUAAGAGCAAACUGCCAAACGAAGAGACAGAGAUGACAGGCUGCGUCUUCUGCACGCCGGCAUUCACGAGUUUGGUGGAGAAGCAUCGAGCUGUGGCUUCGAAACCAGUGGCUACUCGUGGCCGUGGACACGCCAAGAGCCGCAGCCGCGGCAAGCCGCGUCCCCCCAAGGAUAAAAUGGCGCAGCUGGCUGCCUACUUUGUCUAACGUCGUUUUCUUCUUAUACUUGACAACUUUUCACAUACUGAUCGUCAUUUUUUUUUUUAUAGCUGCUUUUUGUAACUACGCAUUUUUCUUUGUUUUUUCAACACAAGUGAAUGGAGUGAAAAGCAUGAUGAUCUUUGGUAAAUAGUCAACAUCGUUUUUUCCAUCUGCGUUUGGAGUUCAGCUCCUUGCUUGUUCGCAAAAGUUGACCAACAAUAGUAGGAUAACUUUUUUUUAUUUCUAGAUGCUGGUACACGCCAUUCAAUAGAUUUGCUUUCCAAAAGUUUUCGAUUAAAUCUUAUUUUUGUAUUAAUUUUUUUUAAUCGAUUUAUUAGGUGAAUCGAUGCUCGAUAGAAUUACCGAAUCGCCAAACCCUUUUUAUUUAGAAUUGUAUGAUAAACACAACGCGUAAUUACACGAGAUUAAAAAUUUAAUUUUUUUAAUUUAAUCAACUAAUAACUGUAGCAUAGAAUAGAAUACUCGCCGAGAUUUAAUUAUCACUCGCAAUCGUGCAUGUGUAUGUACUUACAGAGUGAACAACAAUGCAUCUCAAUCGAACGGAGAAAAUAUGCAAACCGCGAAUCAAAAUCAAAGUUGCGUCUCUUGCCGUGACGAUUGGCAUGGCUGUUGUAGAUUUCGAUGUAAACUCGUGCAGCUAACCAUAAAGUAAUGUAUUUAUA